Sparassis crispa is the source of this 1608-nucleotide messenger RNA. RefSeq names its product Glutamyl-tRNA(Gln) amidotransferase subunit A, mitochondrial. Gene Ontology annotation, biological process: mitochondrial translation; glutaminyl-tRNAGln biosynthesis via transamidation. Gene Ontology annotation, cellular component: mitochondrion; glutamyl-tRNA(Gln) amidotransferase complex. Gene Ontology annotation, molecular function: glutaminyl-tRNA synthase (glutamine-hydrolyzing) activity. The coding region runs from base 1 to 1608 and encodes 535 amino acids. The record is from RefSeq and is a predicted model, not a curated record. The transcript is spliced from 7 exons. Lineage: Eukaryota; Fungi; Basidiomycota; Agaricomycetes; Polyporales; Sparassidaceae.
AUGAAUGUCGGUGCGCGAUGUCGUAGCACGCGCCCAGGUUCUCUUUCGUUCUUGAGGCGCUCCGUGCGACAUUCAUCGUGGCAGUCGGCUGUGGAAAGCAAGAACGUCAGCGUCAACGCUCUGGUCUAUGCUGCUCCAGCAGUGUCGCCGUCUCAUGACACUACUUUACCUCUGCAUGGCUUCUCCUUAGCUGUGAAGGACAUCAUAUGCACGAAGUCAAUGCCGACGACGUGCUCUUCGGUGAUGCUGCGAGGGUUCAAGCCACCUUUCGACGCUACUGUCGUGGAGCUUCUGCAAGAUAACGGGGCGGUCAUUGUCGGCAAAGCCAACUGCGAUGAGUUUGCAAUGGGCUCGUUGAAUAUACACUCCGUGCACGGUCCAGUUAUCAAUCCGUAUCAACCAACGCAUAACUCUGCUCCAUGGGCAGACCGAGAACGGAGAUCUGCCGGCGGAAGCUCUGGAGGAAGUGCCGCCGCUGUAGCUGCUGGCAUGUGUGACGCUGCUCUAGCUACUGAUACAGGCGGUUCGAUCCGGCUCCCUGCUUCUUACUGUGGUGUCGCAGGACACAAGCCAUCCUACGGACUAAUCAGCAGGUGCAUUGACAUGCGCAGUCCAAUCGAAUUCACCGCUCACUUCUCCAGAUGGGGAGUUGUUUCCUUUGCCGACAGCUUAGAUUGCGUCGGCGUUGUAGCACAGAAAGUGCGAAGUAUUGAGAAGAUACACAACGUGCUUUCCAAGUAUGAUCCUAAGGAUCCCACUUCCGCUAAACCAGAGGUUAGGGAGCGUGCUUUACAAAUAUGCCAGGAAUAUCGGGAACAAUUUGAUAGUGGCAGUUCAUUGUCAGGUUUGCGCAUUGGGAUUGCCAAGGAGUACUUCCCUGCGGAGCUGCAACCCAGUGUGGUCAAUCCUAUCAGACGCCUGUUAGAUGCUUUGAAGUCUCGGGGCGCUUCCCUUGUUCCAGUUUCCUUACCUUCGACGCCAUAUGCGUUGAGUGCGUAUUACGUCAUCUCCAGUGCAGAGGCAAGUAGCAACAUGGCCAGGUACGACGGGAUUGAGUAUGGCUCUUUCACAGAACUGCCUCCUGGUGCGGACGCAACCAAGGCCGCCAACGUGUACGCGCACACACGUUCUCGUGGGUUUGGUAAGGAAGUCCGAAAGCGCAUGUUGCUUGGGACGUACGCCUUGUCAGCAGAUGCGUUUGACAAUUACUUUCUCCAAGCUCAGCAAGUUCGCAACCUCAUUAAAUCUGACUAUGACCGAGUCUUCCGCGUGCCAAACCUCCUCGCUACUCCUGUCAACACCAAUUCAGCGUCGCUUGACAAUGACGGAGUGCACGUAAUGAUCCAUCCUUCUGCAAUCCGGACGGCACCUCCUUUACCUGCUGAGACGGAUGUGCAGUCUCCAUUAAGCCCCGGAGACGGGUUGGAUACAUACGUCCAAGACGUCUUGACAGUCCCAGCAUCUUUAGCUGGGCUGCCGGCUCUCAACAUCUCGGCGGGCGUCGGAGAAGACGGCUGGCCUGUAGGGGUUAGCGUCGUCGGCCAAUGGGGCUGUGACCAGAUGGUGCUGGAUGUCGGAAAAAUAUGCGAGGAAUCUAUCCCCGACUAG